Tachyglossus aculeatus (Australian echidna) is the source of this 2033-nucleotide messenger RNA. RefSeq names its product phospholipid scramblase family member 5 (gene PLSCR5). Gene Ontology annotation, molecular function: phospholipid scramblase activity. Gene Ontology annotation, cellular component: plasma membrane. Gene Ontology annotation, biological process: plasma membrane phospholipid scrambling. The transcript has 9 exons. The coding region runs from base 475 to 1278 and encodes 267 amino acids. The record is from RefSeq and is a predicted model, not a curated record. NCBI's taxonomy places the organism in Eukaryota, Metazoa, Chordata, Mammalia, Monotremata, Tachyglossidae.
GUGACUUAGCCACUAACCUAGAAAUGUGAGCUGGCUAGUCCUGGCCAGUGUCCUCUCCUCUCCGUGUGUGACACGGUUAAUAAUUAGCCUUCCAUUUUGAUUGGCAGGGACCUUAGUCUGAAGGACAAUAUGCAUUUUAAGCAAGCCACACGUUGAAUAAGGCACUAAGUAGCCAAAGCCAUUUUACGAUAUGUCCCUCGAUGUAGCAAUAACAUCCUCGGUUCUGGCAGAGGGAGGCUAGAAAGAAAGCAAGGGAAAUGCACUGUUCAAUUUAUAACUUCAAGAAAUGCUGCUUCAGCACUGGCAAUCGCAUCCUCUGUUUCAGUACGCCGUCCUGAGGGAGCUAUCCGGAAACCGCAGAAAUUACGGACAUAGCACGUUUCUGAUCUUGGAAUGGAGCUGUGAAAGCCAAGAUCUCCCUGAGGGGCAGUUGAGAAAGCAGGCUGCCUUUGAAGAGGUGACACAGACAUCUUCAUGGCUUCUCCAGAUUCUCACAAUCAGAUAGGCCAGGGGUCAGCUGGUUUUCUGCCUGGCUCUACAGACCCUGAACGAAGUCAUCCCGCUGCAACAUCCAGUUCCCAACAACAAGUACCACGGCCUCCUCCUCUGCCACCUGCCAGCCUCCCUCCUGGAUUAGAACACUUAAGUCAGCUAGACCUGAUCAUUAUACACCAGCAAGUGGAGCUCCUUGAAAUGAUACUAGGCACUGAAACCUCCAACAAAUACGAGAUCAAAAACGGCCUAGGACAGAGAGUUUACUUUGCAGUGGAGGAAAGCCUCUGUUUUAACCGCACCUUCUGUGCCCCACUGCGGUCCUGCACCUUAAGAAUCGUCGACAACACCGGCCGUGAGGUGAUUGCGGUCCAUCGACCGUUACGAUGCAUCAGCUGUUGGUGUCCUUGCUACUUACAAGAGUUAGAAAUCCAAGCCCCUCCAGGGAUUGUAGUGGGAUAUGUUGUUCAGAAGUGGGACCCUUUUCUGCCUAAAUUCACAAUUCAAAAUGAGAAUAAAGAAGAAGUCCUAAAAAUUGUUGGCCCUUAUGCAACAUGUGGAUUUUUUGGCGAUGUGGACUUUGAGGUGAAAACUAUUAAUGAAAAGUUGACAAUUGGGAAGAUUUCCAAGUACUGGUCGGGGUUUGUCAAUGGUGUCUUUACAAACACAGACAACUUUGGAAUUCAUGUGCCAGCAGAUCUAGAUGUGAAAAUAAAAGCGACAAUGAUUGGUGCCUGUUUCCUCAUAGAUUUGAUGUAUUUUGAACACUCCCUGGCAGGACUCUAACAAGGAAGCUGAUGGAAGCAAUUAAAUAUUCAGGACAAAUUUGGGAAUCCCCCAGGCUCUGGAUUUCUGGUAUGAAUGGCCUGAAGAGUUUCAUCAUAGAAUUAUUAAAAUAUAACCUAAUGGAGCCAUUUAUUCAGUCAUGUGGGUAUGUGCGGGCACUAAACAUCCAGUUUCUAGGCUGAAGCCUAGUUGGCUUUGCACACUGCCUUGCUUUUUUUUCUUUUGUCUUCCCUUCUUUUCACAGUUGAAGAGACCAGAAAGGGCAAAUGGCUUGCUGCAUCACAUGGAAAUGCAUUAUAACAAGACAACACGGAGGCUUUUACAAUAUUGGGACUAAUUACUAAUCCAAACUUCUGGGCUUUUUAUUGAUUUUCCAGGAGAUUUUUCUCCUUGUUUUGCAGCACCUUUGGUUGCAAGAUACUUGGAGCAGGGCAGGAACUAUCCAUGCAUACCAAUGCUUAACUCCAGAGUAUUUCCACACAUCACCACUUAAUAAUGAUAUUAAUAAUAAUAAUCAUUAAUGAUUAAUGAUUAAUGAUAUUAAUAAUAAUAAUCAUUAAGCACUUACUAUGUAUCAGGCACUGUUCUAAGCCCUGGAGGCACCUACAGGCAAUAUGCACUAACACGUACUUCCAGAUGUAAUGAGACACAAUUGUGAUCUUUGUUGUUUUUUUGGUUUGCUUUUCACCCACUGUUCACCAAAAAAUAAAUAGUGUUAUUUGUUAAGCACCUACUGCGUGCACAGUACUGUACUA